Drosophila hydei is the source of this 3108-nucleotide messenger RNA. RefSeq names its product cohesin subunit SA-2. Gene Ontology annotation, molecular function: chromatin binding. Gene Ontology annotation, cellular component: chromatin; nucleus; cohesin complex. The coding region runs from base 132 to 3038 and encodes 968 amino acids. Gene Ontology annotation, biological process: sister chromatid cohesion. The record is from RefSeq and is a predicted model, not a curated record. The transcript is spliced from 8 exons. Lineage: Eukaryota; Metazoa; Arthropoda; Insecta; Diptera; Drosophilidae.
AUUCACUGGCUCAUUUGCUGAACAAGUCGCCAUAGACAUUCCCUUUUUGGUGCAGUCUGGCAACGCUGCAUAGCUGUGGCACGUGCUGGAAUUUGCAAUUUUUGAAAGUUAUCCUAUCAUUCUUGUUCAUAAUGAGCAGCAGUUCUGAUGAUGUCGAAAUUAUUGAAUACGUGCAGCCCGAUGAAGCCGAGAGCAUGGAUAUAUCUAGCGUCAACAGCGGCAGCAAUAAGGAAAAUGAGAUGCCUUUGGAGGGAGAUUCAAGCCAAGGUUUUGUGUUCAACCCACGAAUUUCCCUGCUAGAACUUGUGUGCAGUGGCAAGCAGACGACAAAGGCCAUUUGCCAAAGCUGGAUAAAGUCAUUUAGGCAUGCGCCUGCAGCAGCUCUACUCAAGUUCAUGCAGUUUGUGUUGGAAGCGAGUGGCAGUCAGUAUCAAAUACCUAGCGUACCAGCACUGCCCUUUAAUUACAGUGAGAUCCUUAUAGCGGCCACAGCGCAUUUUGGCAAUAAGAGGCUAACUUAUCCGCUGAUCAUAAGAACGGGCAAGUCGUUCGCUCGUAAUAUUUGCCAAUUUGUGCAGUGUUUGAUGGGUCGCUGUCUGAGUUCUGGGCUCCUUUUGGAAGAUGUCUUUUUGAAUGACAUAUUUGGCUUUCUCCUGGUCUGCGUGGACUCGAAGGUACGAGCUUUCAGGCACACCUGCACGUUUAUUGCUCUCAAGAUGAUGAGCACGCUUAGCGCGAAGGGCGAGCAUCUCAAGGAUAUGUGGCUGAAGCUGUUCGCGAGUGUCUUCCUGGAACGGUCCAGCGACGUGGUCGACGAGAUACGCUAUCUGUGUCUCUUCGAGUUUGGCCUGUGGCUGGAGACGUAUCCGCAAUGCUAUCUGUCUGCGGAUCGCUUGGAGCAUCUGUUCCAUGCGCUGCAGGAUAAUGCGGCCAAAGUGCUUGAGUGCUGUUUUCAGUCGCUGCUAAAGCUCUACAACAAUCCGAAGCUGCGUGCUGUUUGUCUUGAACUGGGCGUUACGUAUAAAAUGACUCUGCUGGGGCUGACGAUGAGCGCCGAAAACGAACUGGGACAGAUGGCCAUCGAGCUACUUGGACGCUUCUAUAAAGCCAAUCCUACGUUGCUCGAUGAAUCCAUGUUGCAGGUGAUUGAACAAUUGGUCUUUGCAGCCCAUCGGGGCGUGGCACAGGCAGCCGCAGAUCUGGUGCCUUAUCGCUAUCAAGAGGCAGCCACAGCAGAGGAGGGUAUACUGAUUCUGGCUAGGUUCUUCAUUCGAUACGCCGAGCAUGAGCAUGCGGCCUACCUCGUUGAUGCCUACUAUGGUCGCAAUGAUAUUAUCCUGGAAUGGUCAACCAUGGUCGCAAUGCUACUGCAUCCGCAGUCCUUGAAUCGCAUCGAGUGCUCGGCCAUUAUUGAGAUUCUUACACGUGCCAUCAAGCAGGCUGUAACUGGGGAGAUUCCACCUGGACGCUACACCGAGGAUCUGGUGCGUGAAGCCCAGCCUAAUGCAAAGAAACAGGCUACGGCAAUCCUACUGAACAAAUUGUCCAGUCUUUUAAGACAAUAUCGCAACUCUAUUCAUGAUUUGAGCAAUCUGCUGGAGCUGCCGCAGUUUAUGUUGCUGCAGGGGACAUCGUUCGACGAGCUGCUCGAGCAGAUCAAGGACAUCAUGUUCGAGCAGCAGGAAAUUGAGGUACUACAAAUGGGCGCCAUGACCUUGGAGCAUUUGUACAGCCUAAAUGUUAGCCACGGCAAUCAUUGCAAGAUGCUCCUGAACAAUGCUGUGACCAACUACAUGAUCGCAGCCACGGCCUGGGAACAGUCCAUUGCGGGCAACUCUCGCUUGCCCAUGAAGGAUAAUGCUAAACGUCUACUUAACACGCUCUGUCUGCUGGCCGCGCUCUACGCACGCUUCGAUCUCAAUGAGUGGCAGCUGAGCGAUAAUGUUUUGGUUAAGCUGCAGCACGGAGUGGAGGAUUGGAGCAACGGGAAACAAGCCAGCGAGUCUUGCCUGCCGGCCCAAUCCAUUUCGUUUUAUUUGACUAUUAUGUACAUGUCUUUCUCCUGGGACUUGAGACGUAUUAGAGAAGCAGCCAAGGAGGACCAGGAUGUCACGACAAGCUGUCGCGGCUUACGUCGUCGUUUGGACAACUUUCUAUGCAUAAGCUUUCAGCUGAUUGAGCAGAGCGCCUUGAUUCAAAUGGAAUGUGAUGCCUUCACAUAUACCUGCGACAUUUUUGUUCUCUUCUCGAGUUCGCGGCGCAGCGACUGCAUCGCAAUCCGUUCAUUGGAGUGCAAGUCGAAUAUCAGCGACUACGAGCUGAUAGAAAACUUUGUGCUGCGCUUUGUCUUUGAUGGGGGCAUCGCUCAGCUGCUGGCACCAGAGAUGUUCCAGCUAAUGCAGAGCAAGCGACGCAUCCUGGCCAGCUAUUGUAAGCUGGUCUUCCACAAUGUGAUGCCAGUAAUGCGCGCCUGCAUUGUGCUUCAGUAUUACGAUAGUUUCCAUCCGAUCUUUGGUGACAUUCUGCGCUCUACGCUGGAACGCUGCCUGUCCGUGAAUCCCACGAAUUUCGGCAUGACCCUCAUGCACACCUGUCUAUUGGUCUACAAGCGCAUACGUCUCGCCUUUCCCGAUGCUCAGCUGGCUGCCGCUUCCUCGGACUUUGCUGAUCUGCUAAAGCUGGCGAACUUGCUGGCGGAGAUCUUCAAUACUAAGCAGUUGGAGGUGCGAUCCGGAGUGCUUGUACUGCAUCGGGCUGGCAUUCGAUUUGCUGCGGAGCUUGUGUCCGCUGUUCCGACGGAUCCCCCAAAGAAUCUGCUGUAUUUGACUGUCAUACAGGAGUUUGUGCCCCAGCUGCUCGCCCAGGAUAUGCUAGACGUAUUAAGAUCCUUGGAUCUCAUCGAUCAUGGCGCUUUGCCUGAAAAUCGGGUUAAUGACUGGCUGCCCCUUGUAACCUAUCGCAAUGCCCUGAAACUGGCUUUAAUGCAGAGCUGUCGUCGAGAUGAUCUGUAUAAUCUGCCUAAUUAUGUGGUAGACUAGAUGUGGCUCAAUAGAUGACUUCUGACUGCGACCUGAUUGCACCUAUAAAACACACACAAAAAUAAUAAUA